AUCCGCACUCAUCAAGUUCUCAAAAUCAAAGCAUUUGUACGUAGCCAACACCCAGCAGUAGCAAUGGUGGAGAUCUUUAGGAAGACCGUCGAGAAACCUGAGAUUAGCGGAAGAAGAUUUAAGCUUUCCAGUUCAGAGUUUCUAAAACUUCCACCUGAGGAGUUCAAGGUUAGAGAUAAUCGGAGUAGGAGCAUAUGGAGGUGUCGCCGCAGCGAAAGGUCCCGUCAGUACUAUCUCAAUGUUAUAGAUGGGAAGGAUUUUAAUCUCAAUGUUAUAGAUGGGAAUGAUUUUGUGAGAGACAUGAAAGCCGGUCGUAGCGAGAUCAGCCUUCACAACGAAUCUGAUUCUCUCAUUAUUGCGGAAGCUGAUCCUUCCAAGCCGGACGCUACUACGCCGUACAAAUUUGAAGUCGAAAAUAAUUGAGAAAGUGGUUGUUCAUAUUUUUAUACAUGCUUUUAAGUAUUCUCUAGUUAAGUGUCUUUUUAGAGUAAAAAAUGUUUUUUUCA
This is a messenger RNA of Rubroshorea leprosula, 506 nucleotides long. The record is from the annotation of a GenBank genome assembly. Lineage: Eukaryota; Viridiplantae; Streptophyta; Magnoliopsida; Malvales; Dipterocarpaceae.